AUGGAGCGUAAAAUAAACAGAAGAGAAAAAGAAAAGGAGUAUGAAGGGAAACACAACAGCUUGGAAGACGCUGACCAAGGAAAGAACUGCAAAUCCACACUGAUGACCCUCAACGUUGGUGGAUAUUUAUACAUUACUCAAAAACAAACACUGACCAAGUACCCAGACACUUUCCUUGAAGGUAUAGUAAAUGGAAAAAUCCUCUGCCCGUUUGAUGCUGAUGGGCAUUAUUUCAUAGACAGGGAUGGACUCCUCUUCAGGCAUGUCCUGAACUUCCUACGAAAUGGAGAACUUCUACUGCCCGAAGGCUUUCGAGAAAAUCAACUUCUUGCACAAGAAGCAGAAUUCUUUCAGCUCAAGGGACUGGCGGAGGAAGUGAAAGCCAGGUGGGAAAAAGAACAGCUAACACCCAGAGAGACUACUUUCUUGGAAAUAACAGAUAACCAUGAUCGCUCACAAGGACUGAGAAUUUUCUGUAAUGCUCCUGAUUUCAUAUCAAAAAUAAAAUCUCGCAUUGUUCUGGUGUCCAAAAGCAGGCUGGAUGGAUUUCCAGAGGAGUUUUCAAUAUCAUCAAACAUCAUUCAAUUUAAAUACUUCAUAAAAUCUGAAAAUGGCACUCGACUUGUACUAAAGGAAGACAACACCUUUGUCUGUACCCUGGAAACUCUUAAGUUUGAAGCUAUAAUGAUGGCUUUAAAGUGUGGCUUUAGACUGCUGACCAGCCUGGAUUGUUCCAAAGGGUCAAUUGUUCACAGCGAUGCACUUCAUUUUAUCAAGUAA
Panthera uncia (snow leopard) is the source of this 780-nucleotide messenger RNA. It is a transcript of the gene KCTD4, whose product is annotated as potassium channel tetramerization domain containing 4. Gene Ontology annotation, molecular function: protein binding. The record is from RefSeq and is a predicted model, not a curated record. Lineage: Eukaryota; Metazoa; Chordata; Mammalia; Carnivora; Felidae. The coding region runs from base 1 to 780 and encodes 259 amino acids. Gene Ontology annotation, biological process: protein homooligomerization. The transcript has a single exon.